AUGCUGAUGGCAUUUUCUUUCAAUUCCUACAGGGCUAUUGGAACGGGCAAGGUUGCUACCACGGAACAGGCACAGGAAGUCCAUGCUUCGAUCCGCAAGUGGCUGGGUGACAAGAUCUCCACCGAUACCGCAGAGAAUGUCCGUGUGAUCUAUGGAGGAAGCGUUACGGAAAAGAACUGCAGGGAUCUGGCACAGCAGCCGGAUGUUGAUGGAUUCUUGGUUGGAGGGGCUAGCUUGAAGCCAGCCUUCAUCGAUAUCAUCAACUCCCGCCUAUAA
Histoplasma mississippiense is the source of this 276-nucleotide messenger RNA. RefSeq lists its product as hypothetical. Gene Ontology annotation, biological process: glycerol catabolic process; glyceraldehyde-3-phosphate biosynthetic process; glycolytic process. Gene Ontology annotation, molecular function: triose-phosphate isomerase activity. Bases 1 to 276 code for a protein of 91 amino acids. The record is from RefSeq and is a predicted model, not a curated record. Gene Ontology annotation, cellular component: cytosol. The transcript is spliced from 2 exons. NCBI's taxonomy places the organism in Eukaryota, Fungi, Ascomycota, Eurotiomycetes, Onygenales, Ajellomycetaceae.